This is a messenger RNA of Linum trigynum, 7744 nucleotides long. The record is from the annotation of a GenBank genome assembly. NCBI's taxonomy places the organism in Eukaryota, Viridiplantae, Streptophyta, Magnoliopsida, Malpighiales, Linaceae.
CACUUAUGAUGUUUCAAUUCUCUGAUCAUAAAUCAUGUCACAAAGAUAUAUCACGUCCCAUAUAGAAUCUUAUGUCAAGAUUUCUCAACAACGAUACUCAAUUUUUUUUAUCUUGUACAAUAUAUGCCAUUCAAUGAAUCUCGAGUUUGGACGAAGUCUCAACCAAUGAUGUUGCUCAGAUGACGACAACUUAGUUAGAAUUUUUUUAUAAAGGUACUUCAAUAUUAGAUAAAUUUGGUCUUCCCAAUUGAAAGUUUACUAUCUUAGUGUAUGAUCAUAUUUGUCGAUCAAGACACUCAAUUUAAUAUCUUAUACAAUAUAUACCAAUUAUUAAUACCUAAAGUUGAAUUUUGACUCACCCUCAACUCAUUGUCAUUGUUUAGAAUCUUGGUCCAAGAUACUCACACACUGUCGAGGGUUCUAAUCUUAGCAUGGUCCAUUAGUGUAUAAUUUUCUAUCUUAUCAAAUAUGCAUUUGCUAAAAUGUAUUUAUAUUUGGUGUUUGUUAACAAUAUCUAAGCAUGAUACUAUACUCUCAGUAAGAAAACGCUAUCAGAAUCACGAAUUAACAGAGUUUGUGGGCAUGAUACUAUGCCCUAACCCUUGAUAAGUGAACCCGAGGUCUUAGUUAUCUAAAUCAUAGAGCUUAACCCCUAAGAUUGUGCAUGUAAUUUGUUGCAUAUAUUUUGUCGAAUCAUGACCGUUGAUUUUUGUUUAUAAUUAAACUGAUCUUAGUGUAUGAGAUUUAUAAAUUUAAGACCUAGAUUUUAAUCUUUAAGGCUUUGAGAAUAAUACCAUAUGCCAAACUCUAGUCAAUUCAAGGUCUAUAUAUCGUUUUCUUACUCAAGGUAUGUCAUAAUAUACAUAUAUAAAUAUAAAGAAUUUAACAUAUUUUUAAGUGUAAUUAACACAUUUGUUUGACCGAAAUAUGUAAACUGUUAAGAAAAAUAAGGGGAAAUAUGAACAAAUGUAAGAGAAAAUAAGGUAUGGAAACAUGCAUUAUAAGAGAGAAGAAAAGUUGUCUUUCUUUAUCGUCUUCAUUUGUACAAUCAGGUACUACAUUAUGGCUUCGUCAUGUUUCUAUUAAAAUGAAAACAACAACUUUUCAAGUAUUUUGCUAUUUAAUACUUGUUUUUGUUGAUAGAUACAAAUAUUAGAAAAAGAUAGUGUUUGAUAACCAAAACAUAAAAUUAUAUAGUUGGUUUUUCAAAUUCAAUUGAUUAUUAAAUGUUUAUUAUCUAAACUUCACUAUAUUAAGUUCUAAUAAAAAUAAAAAUUAAUUGAUCAGAUUUAAUCAAAUAUAUUUUUUUGAAAAUUACAAUAUAUGUUACUCUCCAAACGUAAGUAUACUGCUGCUACACAUAUAUUGCAAAAAAAUUAUUGAAUAAAAAAAGAAAACAUUAAAAGAAGAUAGAGAUAGAUAAAUAAAUGAUCAUUAAAAUAAAAGAAAAAUAUUAAAAGAAGAUAGAUAUAGCUACACUAAUUGAUCAUUAAUAAACUUUUUGUUUGUAAAAAAAAAGUGUCCACCAUGGCACCUUGUAAAUUCUCCAAAUGCUUAUGUGGCAACAAACUACUUUUGAAUUGCCAUAAUAUUAUGUAUAGAUAGAUAGAUAGAUAGAUAGAUUAGAAUUUUUCCCCCAACAAUCCUGAAAAUUGUCCAUCGAUAGCGGCAAUUCAACUAGUUUUGAUUCUACCCAUUGCAAUUGCAAGUGUAGAUAGAGUAUUUUCAGCUCUGAGCUAUAUUAAGAGCAAGCUUCGAAGACGAAUUGACGACUAGUUUACUAAUGAUCAUUUAGUGCGAUACAUUGAAAGAGACUUACUUAAUAGUGUAGAUAACGAGAUUUGUGUGUGUGUGUUUCUUCACAAUAUUAAAUCAUGUUGGUUCUGCAUCCAAGCCAAUGUUGGCUUUUCAAUUUAAGUCACUCUUGCCUCACUCAAUAUCUUGUUAUUUUCAUGACGUCAAAAGACAGACACUCUCAUUAUUUGUCUCUCCACAUCCGAUCUAUCGAAAUAUAUAUUAUCAAUGAUGAUAUCACCAUCUCCUCCCUUCUCCUUAUCAAUGUUCUAGCUCUAGACGAACUGAAGAUUCUUUUCCUAAUCUCUUUGCGAUAAGUGGAAAACUAUAUUGUAUCCGUUCUAUGGAAAUUUGAGAAUCCAAUUAAUGAUGACUUCGAUUAGUUUUUAUUAGACCAUCCGACGGGUGUGAAAAAGACAAGUCUGUUGUUCGAAAAGAAGUCUUUUCAAUUAUUAUUAGUUUCUGUCAUCUAAUUCCUUUUUUUUUUGUGUGUGGAUAUUUUCCUUACUAAUAAUUUCGAAUUUGUUGUGGAAUGUUAUUUGUAGUAUUUUGGUUUUGAUGGGAGGAAAGGAAGCAUCCCAUGCUGAGACAAGACAACACCGACGGGGUACCGCCGUUUCCCGUUCCUCACCACCACGCGUCGCUGGGGGCCCCACUCUCCGAUGAGUUUCUUUUUCUUUUCAUCGAGACUUUUUCCGUUACAGGUUGUCGUUUGUGAAUUGUGAUGCCAAAUUACUGCAAUGGGUUUUGUUUGGAAGAAAGGGCAACUCGACUACUCGAGUGAAAAUUUGACUGCCGCAAAGCAAACAAAUCCCAUACAUGAAACCUCGGACGAUUAUGUUUCGGGGAGUAUCAUAAAACCUAGAAGAAGAAGUCGCAACACACAUAUAUGUACCGGGUAGUUUGGUUUUCGUGAUAAUUAAAUUGAUGCAUUGUCAUCAAUGUAUAUAUAAUAAUAUGCAUGUAUAUAAAAAAAAUUGGUGUAUUAUAGUUUACAUCCUUUGAUUUCUGUGAUAGUUAUUGUUGUAUUUAAACAAGUUAUAUUACUUUUUGGGUGAAAUGUCACUUUUAGACUUUGUUUUUAAUAUUCAAAAGUAACACACAUAAAAAGGUAGGGACAUGGUUGGAAGAAAAAAUAACUCAACAAUCACCACCAAACAAUCUCAACAAUCUCACCAAAAACUUGAGAUUUAACUAUCACUCAUUUUGAGUGAUAGUUUGUAUCACAUCAAGCACACAAUGCAUGUAUUGAUUGUGCAGAAAAUUAAAAAAAAAAUGCAUUAUGGACAAUACAUGCAUUAGGGGAGUUCGGUUUCCGGUUAGCAGCUAACUGGCCGUUUUAACCGAAAACCGCCGAUUAGCAUCUAACCAAAAAUCGACGGUUAUUUACCUUGGUCGGUGGAAGAAAGGUGGUUUUCGGUUAGUCGAGUAACCGAGGAUGACUAACCGCGGUUACCCGACUGACCGAAAAUAACCGCCCAGCCACACAAAGCCCAACCCAGGCAUCCAAAGCCCAUGCCCAAACCCAGCCCAACCAUCUUGCCUUCUCCCUAAUUAUUUCUUCUCCGUCUAGCCAGCCAUCCAAACCCUUCCCUAAGAUUUUUUUUUUUUCUUCUUCCUUCGCCAUCUGCCCAUUUCCCUAAUUCUUUCUUCUUCUUCCGCUCCAAUAACGCCAUCUCCCAUCCCCGACAACCCUAGGCUCCGUACGUCUCUCAUCGCCAUCCCCGCCUUCCUCCGUCGAGCCAGCAGACAGAGCAGGCAGCGACCCAAGGCCCCCACCCCCACCCCCUGCAGAUCUAUCCAUCACUCUGCCUCCCCAUUUUCGCCUCUCCUGCGCCGGGGACGUCGUCGUUCCCUCCGCUCACCUCUCGUGAUGUCCGCCUCUGCUUCUCCUCUGUAGUGUCUAAAUUUGAAAUGAAGGAAGGAGUGAUCUUGUGUGGUGGGUUUGAAAUGGAGGAAGGAAGGAGAGAGAAGGAAGAAGUGGUCUAGUGGUUUUUUUUUUGGAGGAAGGAGACAAGGAUUAAGUGGUGAGUAUUCACGUUUGUUUUUUUAUAUAUAAUUUUUAAUGAAUUUUUUUGGAGAAAAGGGAGGGUUUUUCGGGUAUGCGGCUAACUGAACCAAAAUCGAUAACCGAUCGGUCAGUGGCCGGCUACGGCUAGCCGUGAUGUCCCUCACGGUCGUUGGUCGACAGUGGGAUGUGGUGGCUCGGUUUAAUCGAUAAAUCGGUUUUCGGUUAAAUCAAAACUGACCGACCGACACCCCUAACAUGCAUUAUAACUAUUCCCAUCAAACAAUCACCAAAACCAAACGACCCCAUAGUAAAUUUGCAUUUUGAAUAUUCUUCGUGUUAUCGGCAACGUUGUGUUGCUGGACCUUUUUAGACGAAAAUGCAACGAAAUAUCGAUUUCAAAACCGGUUGAUUUUUAGAAUUAUGGGCUAUGAAUCGAAGCUUUCACAACAUUUCAGUUCAUUGACAUACAUUAAUAUCUCGAUUUUAAAUUCUUAACAUUAGUUUUGUGAACAUGCCAACAACAUUCGAUCAAUGGUCAUCCUUCUCGCAUCCAUGCUUGCAAUCCUUUCUGAAAGAUUUUGUAUUGCAUAUUGCCCGAACUCUAUGUUCAACUGGAGCUCUAGAAUCCCAAGAUUGACUAUUCUCAAGACUAAUGUUAACAUCAAUUUUUUUCCCACUGAAUCCAUAAUCGAACUAAUUCAAAUUUUUGUUAUUAUAGUGCUCACAAUUUAUUUAUGAGAACCAUCUCAUAGUCAUAGGUGCUUUGCAUGACGUCAUUAUGUCGACGAUAACGCUUUAUGGAGUCGUUUGGAAGUUGCGAAUGUUAAAUCGUUGCAUUGUAAUGAAUCAAAAUAAAAUAAAUACAUGUAUUGGUACAAUGUAUGUAUUUUAGGGGUCAUUUGGCUUUGAUGAUAGUUUGGUUGAGAUAGUUACAAUACAUGCAUUGUUCACAAUGCAUUGUUUUUUUUAUUUUCUGCACAGACAAUACAUGCAUUGUUUGCCUGAUUUGACACAAACUAUCACUCAAAAUGAGUGAUAGUUAAAUCUAAAGUUUUCGUUGAGAUUGUUUGGUAGAGAUUGUUGGGUUUUCUUUUAAAGGGUAAAAGUGACAUUUCACGCAAAAAGUAAUAUGCCUUAUUUAAAUACUACAAUAACUAUCACAUGAACCAAACGAUGUAAACUACAAUACAUCAAUUUUCAUAUAUACUGCAUAUUAUUAUGCAUGCAUUGAUGACAAUACAUCAAUUUAACUAUCACCAAAAGUCCAAAACCAAACGAAUAAUACAUUGUUUGGUUGUUGAGAUUCUAUUUUAUGUAUUGAUUUGCAUAAAGUUACUUUAUAGGAAAAUGUCACAUUUAUCCUCAACUUUUAGUAUAAGACAAAAACUAAUAGGGAUAUAAAUGAAAAGAAAAGUUGGACACAAAUCUAAAAUCAACGAUCACAACUUUUAGUUGAGAUUGUAUAAUGCAUCAUUUUUUGUGAUUGUUGGUGGGACCUACCUAAAACAAUACAUGCAUUGUUUUACACUUUGACAUUUCCAACAUUGUAUUGUGCACAAUACAUGUAUUCAAUAAACACAAGUUUAACAAUUACAAUCCAUUUUAUUUACUAAUAAAAUUCCACCACAUUCAUCCAACGACAUCAAAACACUCGAGCACAUAAUCGGAUUAGUACGAAAACAAGCACAAUUUUGUAGGGGUGGAGGACCGGUCAGUUCGAUUAUAACCGAAAAAUCAAAGGGUCGGUUAUCGGUCAACCGAACUACCUCUAACCCUACCGACCACCGACCAACAGAGGGCUUAAGCCUUCGGUUAUCUUGGUUUUCGGUUAACCGAACUGCCCCCAAAACCAAAACCAUAGCGCCAACCUCCGAAUACCUAUCGAAUUUCGAUUAUUUUGGUUUUCGGUUAAUUUGUAACCGGCCGAUUUUGAUUAUAACCGAUCGGUUAACCACUAACUGCUAACAGAUUGUCGAGCCCGAAGUAACUAACUCAUAAAAGGUUACAUAUGCAAUUUUUCAGCUUCCACGCCACCGUUUUUUGUCCCCGGUCAACUGUCAAAACAGGGCUUAAUUAAUUAAUUUUUUCCAUAGACAAGUAUGAAAGAAUAACCGCUAGUGGUUUCUCCUUUGCCGACUUGGCGACUUUAACGUCCUCCCCGCCUUUCUUCUCUCUCCUCUUGCAUGAUUAAGAGGCCCAUUUCCCGGCUCUCCCUCCGGUGACGUGGCGUCAUCCAAUUAGUGAGUUGGCUGUCGUCGGGAUUCAUAGCCAACGCAGCCAAUAAACGAAGAACCUGUCACUCUCAUAUUUCUCUCUCUCCUCUGAAGAAGAAAAGAAAAAAGAAAGCAGAACAGAGCACACUCAACAUUUUUUUUUUGGGGUGCUCUGUGGUUUUUCUCCCCCACAAAAACCCCAACAAUCACUCGAAUUCUGUCUUCUUCCGAUCUCCCGACCGACGUAGCCGCAAUCGGCAAUGCACGAUCUCCAUUUCGGUUGUUGUUUCGUGUCCUGAUGUUGUGAAUUCGGAAGUUGUUUUUUCACAGCUUUGAGUGAGAAAAAAAAUAAAAACAAAAACAGAGACUGUGAAGAAAGAAAAAAAAAAGCAGGGGAAAAAGAAUGCUGCAGGCAAUGGAGAGUUCGGUGAACGGCGGCUACGGCGGAGGAGGGUUCUCGCAGUUUCAAAGCUGUGGCGAUAGCAGCGAGGAGGAGCUCUCCGUGCUGCCGCGUCACACUAAGGUGGUGGUGACCGGGAAUAACCGGACCAAAUCGGUGCUUGUGGGGCUGGAAGGCGUUGUCAAGAAGGCUGUCGGCCUCGGCGGUUGGCAUUGGCUGGUUCUUACAAAUGGCAUAGAAGUGAAGCUGCAGAGAAAUGCACUCAGCGUACUGGAGCCACCAACUGGUAAUGAAGAUGACGACGACCUCGAAUUCGAGACCGCACAGUGGAAUGUUUCAGAUAUGACAUCUGAUGAUACCCAGAAGUCCCACAGAUCGCGGCAUAACAGGACGCACAAGUCAUCAGGAUCAUCUAACAAGUCCUUCAGCAGAUCUCUAUCUUGUGACUCACAGUCCAAGAGUUCUGUUUUUACUCCUCGUGGGUCCGCUGCGAAGGUUGACCUUAGCAAGCUGGAGAUGGCCGCAUUAUGGAGAUAUUGGCGACACUUCAAUCUGAUGGAUGCUUUCCCUAACCCAUCGAAGGAGCAGCUAGUCGAUGUCGUGCAAAGGCACUUCAUGUCACAGCAAAUGGAUGAGUUGCAGGUCAUAGUCGGAUUCGUUAAAGCAGCAAAGCGACUGAAGACGGUGUGCAAAUGAUGACCACAGAUCAUACUACUACAACUACUGAGAUUGGUAACGAUGAGGCUCAUGAACUGUGAGAUUUGAGUUUGAGGCCUCAUCUCAAUGCUAACCAGAUUCACCCUUCCCUUUCUGGGAUGUCCAUUCCCCCCCUUGUUUUUACCCUUGUCUUUGCUUUUGCUUAAGCUGCAAUAUAUCUAUAUAUACAGACCCUAAGGUGUAGUUUGUUUGUCUCGUCGUCGUCGCGUCGAUGUCUGAGUCCUGGUGAUAGCAUUCUGGGUAGCUGUUGGAGUCUUAAAGUCUCAUCUCAUUUGGUUCAUGGGAUUUAUAGAGGUUGGAGGUGAGUCAAUGUAAUAGUGGUUAGUAGUAGAAGAGUUUAUAGUAGUAUAUGUAGAUAUUAUGGUCAUAGUAUAUAAUGAUAGUAGUAAGGAAAUAUGUGUGGACAGAUCAAAUGUAUGUUCUGACUGUGAGGGGGGAAGUUGGGAUUUCAGUUGGAAAUUGUAUAUAUCAUCUUUUCGUUUUGGUAUUUGGCUCAGUCCUUUUGACCCUUUACUACUUAAUUAGUGUCCUUAAUGAUAUCUUAUUAGGGGGAGGAAUGAGAGGGAGUCAAAGUUAUGAUCUUUCAAUCUUUAUCUUAAUCAGGCUUUG